Molecule: messenger RNA, 741 nt
Organism: Macrosiphum euphorbiae (potato aphid)
Lineage: Eukaryota; Metazoa; Arthropoda; Insecta; Hemiptera; Aphididae
Source: the annotation of a GenBank genome assembly
AUGCGGGAAGCAUACGCAAAAGACAUACCUCCGUAUCUCUGCAGAGUCCUCGAUGACUACCUUCACGAACGAAAACUCCAGUACAACUACGGUGGACCCGAAAAAAUAGAUGACAUUACAAGCGGUGUCCCACAGGGUUCGGUCCUUGGGCCAACCCUAUGGAACAUCUUAUACGACGGAUUACUGCGCGAAACCCUCCCGGCUGGAGUACAGUUCCUAGCGUACGCAGACGACCUGGCGCUCAUUGGGAAAAGUAAAUACACCUUUGAACUCGAAAGAAUGCUGUCCGCGGGCGCGGAGAUCGUGAGGAAUUGGUUGUCGAACAACGGCCUACAACUAGCAGUCAAAAAGUCCGAAGCGAUAAUCUUAACAAACACGAGAGUCCACAACGAAUUCACAAUGAUGCUUGGGGGCACACGCAUAAACGGCGCUAAGUGCAUAAAAUACCUUGGUAUAUACUUGGACACAAAACUGAAUUUUACAGAACACGCUAAUCACACAUGCACUAAAGCGUGGAAAGUAGCCAACAACCUCGCCAGAAUCCUGCCGAACAUAAGCGCAGCGAAACCUAAGAAGAGAAGGCUGCUCGCAAAUGUAGUACACUCAAUCAUCCUAUAUGGUUCUCCCAUCUGGGCUCCCAAGAUGAGUCAAAAAGGAAAAACCGAAUUAGGAAAGGUGCAAAGACGCAUAGCACUGAGAGUAGCAUCGGCUUACUGCACAGUUUCUUACAAUGCCAUAUAG